CAUCCGAAUUUUAAGCAAAGUACGAGUGAUUGUGCGAAUGUAUCCUUCUAUGCACGAAUAAUUUGAUGGCAAUGUCGUGUUCCAGAAACAAGUCAUAUUUUUGUUUAAACUAAACACAAACACAAAUGAAUGUGAACCUUUUGAGAAAACUCAAACGGGUGACUGGUUGUAUUAUGCCUAGGAGAAUUAGCUGACAAAAGUAAGUACGACGUCACGAUGCUGAGAAAGGGUGGUAUAGUACGUAUUAUAACAUGCGGGUACGCUAUUCGUACGCACAGCAGGAGCCGCGAACAGAAGCUAGUAUGUAAUACACAAACCAUACAACCACACACUACUUUUAUCGCAGAGCGUGGAGCAGCAUCGUUCGCUUGUCAUUAGAAAACUUUUCUCACCCAACUGCGACUUACAAAAACCGGAAGAAAAAUAACCGACACAUCAGUCUACUACUUUCAAACUGGAAUAUCCGAUUCAACUGACUGUUUACAAACGAUAAAUCAAACAACAUGUCCUAAAUUGUUCUCGAUAAAGACACUUGGAAUAUAUUUUGGAACGCUCUUGUUUCUGAAGCUGCAUGAGCAGACGCUAGCGAGGGAUUCUUUAUAAGUUCCAGACGUUUGUGAGGGGUUUCGAUCGAUUCUAAAGUUUCGAUUUGUAUUCAUGCACCCGUUUUACACGUCAUGUUUAUUACGUAGCUGCCUCGCCGCAGUAUUGAAUCUAUCUGGAUCGUGGGGUACUAACAAAUCGAUAUGAUAUAUCCAGAAAUGGAAAUGGUUAUCGACCAGAAAAAAAUGGUGAUCUCCCCGAUGUCUUGAGUGUGAUCGUCUGUCCCAGGAGUCGAUUGGAUGCAGACUUUGUCACCAAUCAUGGAAAUGCUCACGACUGUACACGCAAUGGGUUCGAUACCCAUGGUAGACUCUAGUAACAUGACUCGAUUGGAAUGUGAGUUUCAACCGUUGAGAUUGUUAUACUUAAUACCUUUCGUAUUGAUCACUAUUUUAGCCGUUCCAGGGAACCUGCUCGUCAUGGCCGCCGUUUACCGCGAGAGAAGACUCAAGACUCCGACCAACGUCCUCGUCGUCGGUCUAUCCGUCUCGGACCUGACCAACGGAACCCUCUCCAUACCAGCCGCCUAUUUUUGGUUCGUAAGCUACUGCGACGACCUCGUCGUCCUUUACUUUCGUUUUAUCGCAAGAACAUGCUGUGCCUGCUCGGUUGUUCAUCUUGUUUUGAUAUCCAUCGACCGGUACGUCUCGGUGGCGAAACCUUUAAAAUACCAAUCGCUGAUAACCAGAAGGAGAACGAGAAAGGGUUCGUUGAUAACCAUGUUGGUGAUCAUUCCGUACAUGUUCACCGUCGUCAUUCUGUUCCAUCUGGUUGAGAUCGGUCGAAUCGAUGUCAACGAGAAGGUAUUCGAAAUAUUCUGGAACUACAUACCGUCGUCGAUGAUCUUGGUGGCAAUGGUGGUGACGUCGAUCAUCUAUAGCUACGUUUUCUACCAGGCUCAUAAACUCCGAACCAGGAUGACAUCGAUGAUGCGGAACAGCCAUAGAACACCAACAGCUCAAAGCUCUCGAGCUAAACAGAUCAGAGCCACUAAGACCCUUGCCUUCGUCGUCAUUGCCUUUGCCAUAUGUUGGUUACCCAUCUGUAUUAUAUUAUUUGUCGACUCUAGCGGUACUGGCUACAACCCAGACCUUUCCAUAGGACCAACGAUGGCCUACUAUGCCAACUCUAUUAUGAAUCCCUUGAUAUAUGCCCACAGGAGCAAGGACUUCCGCAAUGCAUUCAAAAGGAUCAUAAGGGAUGUUGCCAGAUGCAUUACGGGAGGUAAGCCCGAAAUGCAGCGGACAGCGUCUACCAUGUCCUCAUCGCAAAGGCCUAGUGUAUUCGAAGGGCCGCCAACCAUUGCAGACUUAAAACGUAAACGUGCUGUUGGCUUGAAGUCUAAUGCUAAUGUCGACUUCAAGUCUAAUGCUGAUGUCGACUUGAAUUCCAAUGGAGAUGUCGACAAGAAAUCUAAUGACGUCAUCGACAUGAAAUCUCAUGGCGAUUUCGACAUAAAAUCUAAUGGCGACGUCGACUUAAAAUCUAAUGGCGAUGUCGACAUGAAAUCUACAUGUAAUAGUAAUGUCGAUUUGACAACGAAUGGUACUACUGGACUCAAAGAAGGAGAAAUCAAUGUUGUACUCAGCGAUCGUGAUAUGGUAUGACCCAUUACUAAUGACAUGGAAUGUAUAUUCGUGCUAUCUAUCCCCGAUAUCUAUCACAAGUAUGGAAAAGCCAGGGAUACCCAAAUCUAGAAUGUGUGUUUAAAUUCCCAUUUAAACAAAAAUUAAGAUAUAAAGUAUUGAAUAUACAUGCAUCACUAUCUUGACAAUGCUGAAUUGUAUUCCUAUUUGUUUCCAUAGGGAUGUUGCGUGCAUUUUCUAUGGGAAUAAAUUAUAUGUCAUUGGCGGAUUUCCAUAGUUGGAAUUGAUCAGGGUCCGUUACACAAAAGUUAGCGAUUGAUCGUAUGCUUGAUAUUACUAUUGAUUGUAUAUUGUAGUCAAUGCAGUCAAUCGCAGAAAUUGUUUUACGAUCAUUGCUAUGCUUUGUGUUAUACGGGUACCAGAUCAAUCACAACUCUUUGUGAGAUGGGCCUGAAGAAGAACAAUUUCCUUAUCGUUCUUGAGCGUUUUCGAACGCAUUUUACCAAUUGAUGUGUCUCGGUAAAAAGAAGUUUAGUGAAAUGGAUCCUGUUGUAAUAAUAAUCAUUGUCAAUGAUAUAAAAUUUCCAUGAUAUCAGUGAUUAUUUUAUUAUAUUUAUCGAUAUAUGUAUGAAAGGCAUACUACAGCACAUAAAAUAAAAUAAAAAGAAAGCGAUUAUUGGAUAAAAACAAAGUCGGCUUGAUACUAGGAUUUAUGGAACAGUGCAAAUGAUAAUGACAGUAUUUUUAACCACGGUAGAAAUUAUUUGAAAUUCGAAUAUGAUAUAUGACUAGAUAUGUAACGCAAUAAGAAACGAAACUUAUUAAUUUCCAACCUUGUUACAGAACUCAACGUUUUUAGUGUUUUACUUGUAAUUUUGACUUCUUUCGAAUUCUUCUUUGACAGAACAUUUAAAAACAACAGAAUUAUUCUUAAAGCUUUCGAAUGUAAAUGAUUUGCUAAAUAUUGAGUGAUUAAUGAUUUAUGCCAUGUCUUUCGUUAUAAGAGCUUUCAAAUGGUAGAAAAUAUUGUCAGAGGCAUAACAAUAAUCAUGAUUCUGAUUAUCAUCAUCUUCAUCGUCUUUUUUUUAUUUGGGAUGGGGAUGGGGGGAGCUCGGGGUGGGGUAUAAAUCGGCGAGCACCACAGUAUGUACAUGUAAAUUAUGUAUGCGUCAUGAAGGUAUCAACUCCGACACUAUCAUGGCCGUAUGGGCAGUCAUGCGAUAUUCUAAAAACUCACAUUUUUAUUACAUUUUUUUACAAGAAUGUACGUUUAGUGUGCAUCAAAGUCUUCUUUUUAAUAUUUUAUUUAACAUUACAAAAAAGGUAAAAACAAAGCCUAUGUGCUCCUACGUACAAUAGGGUAUUCGAAAUGCGCAGCUUUAAACGGAACCCAAAACCGAGAACCUUAUCGAAUACUAAAUCAGGAUGAAAAGUAAAUCUUGAAAGAAAUAUUGUAAAGCCUGAAUGACUUUGAAUUCUUGAGGUCAGCUGUUAUUCGAAAAGAGCAAACCAAAAUCGGGACUAAAUAUUGGAAUUCAUCAAAUUUUUCCAUUACCUACAGUUGACCUCAAAAGUUAGUGAACCCCACCACAAAUUGCCCUCCUUCAUGCCGAGUGUUGAAUGCAAAGAUUCAGAUAUAGUAUAAUAGUACACUGCAAAAACUCUGAUGUUGAUUUAAAACCAGCUCGGAAUCUAUAUAAUAUGUCCACACCAGAGAAGUGUUAAACAACACCAGUUUCGUUUUGGUCUAACACCAGAUAGUUGUUCAUACAACACCAAUCAGUAUUACAACAGCAUCGGUUUGAUUCCAAACUGAUGUUGUUUCAAUACUUCUCUGGUGUGGACAUAUAUAGCUUCCGGGCUGGUGUUAAAUCAACACCGGAGUUUUUGCAGUGUACAAUGUCCGGCAAGCCCAUGCAGAGAAACGAACUCUAUUGAAUGUAAUAUUUUAUCACCUGACUUCAGAAUUAGUUAUCUAAAACAUGGCAGAACUUGAACACUUUAGAUACGUUCAUUUUCUGGCGAAGUUCACUUACUUUUGAGCACCACCGUAUAUGAGGACGAAGUGCAAUUAACACAAUGGAUAAUUGAUUUUAUCUAAUUUCUUCUUCAUGUAAAACGCCUUUUUACUCUCUUUCCUACUCAAAAAAUCUCCUUAAUCAAUUGAUGAAUCGAAAUGGAAACAAUAUGAUUUUAUUUUUUAUCGAGGACACUCGUUUUUAAUACUGUUAGUGGGGGGUUCGCUAUUCCAAAACUUUGAAUGUCUAAAUUAUUAAUAUAUCAUUCUUAAUGCCUCCUUGUAUAGCCAUCAACUUAAAAAUAUAUAUAUUUGUAAUAAUCACCCUUUUGUUAUUUAUUUUCGCCCGUUUAAUUUUGAACGAAAAUUUUUAAGCCUGAAUGACUUCGAAUAAUUUAGGGGUCAGCUUUUAUUCACUUAAUAUAAAGCGAAUUUUUAUUGGGAUUCACAGGAUAAUAGAAAUUACCAUCACGUGAAAAGUAUCACCUAUUGAGGACGAACUGCAGUAAAUAUAAGAAGUCUAUGAUUCUAUUAAAUUCCUUCCAACUUAUCGGUCAUGUAAAACAGGUGUAUUUUAAGUUUCCCUCUCGGAAUAAUCCCUAUAUUAAUCAUAUUGCUUUAUUUUAUCAAUCGAGGAUAGUCGUAUUACUAUAUAAGCGGAGGGUCGUUAUUCCAUUUUUGUUAUGUAUGAAUAUCUAACGUAUCAUCCUACAUGUAAAUACAUGUACCUCACCGUUUGUAAAACCCAACACAUUUUUUGUGCAUAUUUUCUAAAUAUCAACUUGUCGUAAUGACUUUCGCUCUUUUCGUUCUGAGCGUUAAAUCGUUACACAUCAAACACUUGGGUGUUAAGCGGUGUACAUAGAGAACCACGCCAAUUUUUUGAUAUUCCGGUGUUAAAUAAACAGUGUUCGCUCAACACCUGUGCUAUGGAAACCCCUUUGGUUGUAACUUUAGCACUCUUUGGUGUCAUGUUCAAUCACACGGGUGUAAAUUUAACACCUCAGAGUGUGGUCCUCGCUGGACACUAACUGGUGCUAGUUUUAACACCCAAGUUUUGACAGUUUGAAAUGUAUUGUGUCGAGAAAACAAGAAACAUGUUUUGUAUAGCAGUAAAUACUUUGAAAUCAUUUCAUUUAUCCGCUUAUGUACAAUUAAUCGGUUUUGUUCGAUCGAGAAUGAUUAUGCAGAGUUCGCUACCCCUUGGUUAGGUUGAACUUAACCAUGUUAACAGGAAACAAAGCAAAAAAAGAACAUUAAACUCCAUCCCAUUAUACAAUUUGAUUUAAAGAGAUUAAGUUUUUUCUGUGUUUCCCGCCAUGUCCACGAUCGAAGCCCAUCUCUAUCCGAGUUGUACUCAGUAAAACGCUGUUUAUUUUUUAUUUUUCAGUCAUACAGCGUUAUUUACUACAUGGUGUAUAUAAACUUUACAUGAGUUGUCUAGAAAUAUAAGUAGUUUAAACAAUAAAGUCUUUAACAACAAAGUUUAAAUUUUAUUACUAAAUUAUAAUAAAAAAAUCAAGAAUGUUUGUUUAAACCGUUAACUACGGUAAGGUUUAUAUAUAUAGUAGGCAACGUUGUAUGAAAUUUUAAACAGCGUUUUUACUGUGCACCUUGUUCGGUUCGAUUCCCAUUUGGUGCGCUAGUGCCCUUUGGUGAGGCACCAAUCUUCAUUACCAGGUCCCACGGAGAGGACCUUAAGCCGUUUUCCUCUGAUUGCUUGUUUACAAGCAUUGAUGCUUUCUUCAUGUUCUUAUCAAUCGGGUCCAAAAUAAAAUCACUACCAAAUCACGAGCAUUUAAAUUACCACUUAUAGGCUACACCCACUUCGUCGAACUUCCAUUUCGUUUCAUCCAGCAUAGUCUAGUUCGUCUACAACCAGCAGCUCUAUUAACCAUUUGGUCUAAUCAAAAUUUAGCCCAUCUACCAUUUGGUCUAAUAUCCAGUUGGGCUAUGCUCAAUCAUUUCGUCUAAUAUCAAAUUAGUCUAAUAUAACUUAGUCUAUAUUAUUAGAUGAACUGUUUGGGAACCAAAUUUUCAUUUGACAAAGUGGAUUUUAAUAAACGGAUAAAGUGGAAGUUAGACCAACUGGGGAUAAGACUAAAUGUGAAAUAGACUCGGUGGAUAUUAGACCAAGUGUGGUGUCGACCAAACGGCAUUUAGGCCAAAUUGAUAGUAGACCAAAUGGGUUUAUCUCGUGUGGUUUUGGACCAUCUGAGAAUUAGACCAACAACACUCUAAAAAAACGAAGUGCUAAUUUAGCACUUAAUGUCCUUUUAUAGUGACUGCACUUUGAGUGCUGAUUUUCUAGUUCAAAUUUGAAUGACUAUAUCAGCACUCAAAGUGCAGCUACUAUUAUAAGGACAUUAAGUUCUAAAUUAGCACUUCAUUUUAGAGUGUACAUAUGGACCGAGUGAUCAUUAAUCAGUUUUAUAUCAUUGAUAUGAUAUCAUUUGGUACCUAAUACCAGGGGAUUAUCUUUGUUAUCAUAUCUUAUUUAUAUAGUAAAAAGGUUUAUCUACUGUCAAGUUUUUCAGUUUAAUAUAUAAUUAUUGUUGAUACAAAUUGUCUUAUUUGUCCUCGUCUUUCAACUCAAAAUUAUUGAAAUUAUCAAUGAAUAAAAUGUACAUCUGUUAUGUUUAAUGAACGCAAAAAGGCUACCAGAUAUGAAAGAAAUUCAGGGGAAAAUGUAAAAAAAUGUAUAAAUGGAAAAGUGUUCUCUCGCUCACAUUUACCAUUUGUGUGUUUUUUCCC
Lytechinus pictus (painted urchin) is the source of this 6960-nucleotide messenger RNA. RefSeq names its product adenosine receptor A2b-like. Gene Ontology annotation, cellular component: membrane. The record is from RefSeq and is a predicted model, not a curated record. Gene Ontology annotation, molecular function: trace-amine receptor activity. Lineage: Eukaryota; Metazoa; Echinodermata; Echinoidea; Temnopleuroida; Toxopneustidae. Gene Ontology annotation, biological process: G protein-coupled receptor signaling pathway. Bases 843 to 2210 code for a protein of 455 amino acids. The transcript has a single exon.